GUUUUGUUUUAUCGUCUCAAUAUUCGAUUCUUUAUUCUCAAUAUUUGAUCUAAUUAAAGCCACUUUACCGCUUCAUCAACUUAUUGCACCAAGUAAAAGUCGAAGAAGAAAGCAUAUUCCAAAACCUCAAAAUAAAGCAGCCAAAAAUUGGGUAAAAGAAAGUAAUGAGGUUAAGCAACUUUACGAAUUAUUAGCAGAUUGCACGAAACAAGUUCAUAAUAUUGUAUAUCCUAAUUACAGUUAUAAGCCAAAGUAUAAAUCAUUUCCACUGAAUAGAGUAUCACAGGACAUAAUUUGUGAAUGCCCUUCUUCAAAAAAUUUACAUAUUCAAACAAAAAAAUCUUUGAUUCUUGAUAAAAAAGAAAUUGAAAUUAAACAUCUAAGAGAUGCUUAUAAAAUCACUAUUUAUGGCUCAAAAACGAAAAUUCAUAUUUCUGACUGCUUAAAUAGUAAAAAUGCCGAAAAUUCUUCAAAUGAAUAUGGGACUACAUUCUUAAAGUAUAAAAAAUCAACUUUAUCAUUAAAUGAAUUUAACGACAAAGACCCUGAAGAGUCAUUAAAUGAAUUUAACAACAAAUAUUUUGAUCAUGACCAUUCACGUGAAUAUGGGACCUCAAUCUUAAAGAAUAAUGAACCAAGUUCAUCAUUAAAUGAAUUUAACGACGAAGACUUUGAAGAGCAACUGAGUUUAUUAAGUCAAAUUUUAAAUAAAUUUAACGACAAAGAUUCUGAGGAAGUCUGGAUUCAUAUCAAUUCAAUAUUAGAAAGAAUUUUUGGUUAUGAGAACAUCUUAAAAUCAUCAAAUAACGAGCAUAGAAUAUAUUUAAAACUGAUAUUCGAGCUGCAAAAUUGUGAAUUGUUGAAACCCUACAAAGAACUCAUUGAACUUUGUGUUAGUAAAGCGAAAAACAUAUUUGGUACUUUAAAGGAUGAUCAAACUCUUCUAUCAUCUCAAAAAGUAACACCUACAAAAAAAAUUAGCUCAGAAAAUGAUAAAUAUAAAAAAGUCACUGAUAAGUUAAGAGAAAAAAUAAAUACUUCUGUUAACGAUAUAAUUGAGCCCAACGUUGAUAAAGAAUCAAAUAUUGAGAAUAAAGAAUCGAAUAUUGAGACGAUAAAACAAAACCUA
This is a messenger RNA of Racocetra persica, 1129 nucleotides long. NCBI's taxonomy places the organism in Eukaryota, Fungi, Glomeromycota, Glomeromycetes, Diversisporales, Gigasporaceae. The record is from the annotation of a GenBank genome assembly.